Messenger RNA from Tauraco erythrolophus (red-crested turaco), 1173 nucleotides. The record is from RefSeq and is a predicted model, not a curated record. Lineage: Eukaryota; Metazoa; Chordata; Aves; Musophagiformes; Musophagidae.
CUGAUAGACCGAGCCACCAGCCCUCGUGACGAAGGCGAUCCCAAAGCUGAGCAGAAGACCCUGGAGGAGAGCUGGCAGGACUUGGCCUUGAUCAAAGCGACGCCGAAACCCCCCGCGAAGCAGAGAAGGGAAGACCUCAGUGAGCCUCUGCUCCCUCCGGCUCGGCCGCCGGUGCCAGAGCCCAGGAGCUGCUUUGCCCCUCUGGAAACUCCUCAGGUCGAAUCCAGCCCUCCGCGCUGCCUCACGCUGCAGGAGAAGCUCCUCUCCCACUACAGCAGCCGGCUGGCCGUGCCCGAGAAACAAGUGUCCCUCGCCCUGCAGCUGGCCAGGAGCAUCUGUGCCCAACUGCAGAACUUCCUGCGGAGCAAGUGCCCAGAGCUGCCUUUUGGCAGCCUCUUCCUCAGCGGUCCCCUGCUCGAUGGCCUCGGGGCUCUCACAGCCGACCACGUCCACCUCAUGCUGCCGGUGAUCCUUGACACCACGCUCUGGAGCCUCAUCCCAGGAGAGGACACCGUGGUGAGGAACCCUCAGUACUGGAUGAUCAAGAGGACUGAUCUGGAGUAUUUCCCUCGUGGGUGCAGCCCCUGGGACAGGUUCAUUGUGGGCCAGUACCUCUCCUCUAAUGCACUCAACGAGACCCUCCACAAGAUGCUGGUGAGGUCCAUCAACUGGCCUGCCAUCGGCAGCCUGCUGGGAAGCAUCAUCUACCCGGUCGUGGCUUCCCAGGACCUGAAGCUGGAAGUCAAACACAAUCAGAUCGAGCUGAGGAUCACCCUCUUCCCAGUGGUGGAAAUGGAGGACAAAGUUCUUCUGGCUGCUCCUCCUGAAGGACUGGUGGAAAACCUCUGGCUUGAGAGCUUUUACAGGGCAGAGGUCUCGAAGGUGAAGGAGCUGGAUGCUGGUGACUCUGGGGCUCGGCAGCACUGCCUCCGCGUUCUCAACGGCGUCUGCAAGAGCCAUCCUGCCCUGCACAAACUGAGUGGCAGCCCCUUGACCCACGUCGUCCUUCACCUCAGUGCCACCAGUUCGGACUGGGCAGAAGAAAGCCUUGCUGACAGGUUCCAGCAGGUGCUUGAGGAGCUGGUAGGCUACCUGGAGAAAGGGGUCCUGCCUUCCUAUUUCAACCACAAAACCAACCUCUUCUGCGAGCUGUUGGAAGAGGAAAUUGAUGAG